Molecule: messenger RNA, 806 nt
Organism: Corylus avellana
Lineage: Eukaryota; Viridiplantae; Streptophyta; Magnoliopsida; Fagales; Betulaceae
Source: RefSeq, a predicted model, not a curated record
CAUCAUUGUAAAUAACUCUUGACCUCUGCUUAGGUUGUUGGAACCUUCAUAGCUGGCAUCGUGUACUUGGGCACAGCAUGGUGGCUAAUGGAAACCAUCCCUGACAUCUGCGAGGAUUCUUCCUCUGUGUGGACCUGCCCCAGCGAUACAGUGUUUUACGAUGCUUCCGUUAUCUGGGGUUUGAUCGGUCCUCGCAGAAUCUUUGGAGACUUGGGAACUUACGAGGCAGUCAACUGGUUCUUCCUCGCCGGAGCGGUGGCUCCCAUUCUGGUCUGGUUUGCGGCCAAGGCUUUCCCACAGCAAGAGUGGAUUAGGCUCAUAAACAUGCCGGUAUUGAUCGGCGCCACCGGAUAUAUGCCGCCGGCCACUGCCGUUAACUACACUACUUGGAUAAUUGCUGGGUUUCUCUCUGGUUUCGUUGUGUAUAGGUAUAGGCCGGAUUGGUGGAGGCGUAACAAUUAUGUUCUUUCUGGGGCGCUUGAUGCUGGCCUUGCCUUUAUGGGGGUACUUCUGUACUUUUGCUUGGGUUUGGAGGAUAUUAGCCUCAGUUGGUGGGGAAAUGACCUUGAUGGCUGUCCGGUGGCUUACUGCCCAACGGCCAAAGGAGUUGUGGUUGACGGCUGUCCGGUUGUCUACUGAUCAACAGCCCGUAAAAGAAAUCGAUUGUUAGUAGGAAAAGGUUACGGCUACUACAAUUUUUAUUUUAUUGCAACAUUUAUAAACUCACUUCAAAGUUCGUGAAAGUAUGGAACUGUCAGGUCAAUUUAUCAUUGUUAUUAAUGCAUGUAACAAUGUCAAAGUUAGAA